CUAGACCCCUGCCCAACUUGACCUGUUGUAGUGUGGGAGGACAAGUAGGUAAAGGUUCAGGUAGGAGUGCUCCUCUGCACUCACUGUAUUGUCAUACAACCUCUCGUCUCGUAGCUGGAACAAGAAGUAGUCCUGAAUAGCAAAUAAGAAGACAAAGGCCGACGAUGAUUUUGACCCUCCGGUCCUUGCUGAAGCGCCCGGCGGUUUUAGUGGUAAGUAUUUACUUUUCUUAUUUGAAAUACGACUGCGACUCUACGUCCACUCGACUCUACCUUGUUCCGCAAUAAAAUACGUUUUCCCUGCGGAUAGUACAUUUGUUUGUUUGAUGAUGUGUGUCAUCUUGUUCUACUCUUUCCGUCGAUUCGAAAGUCUCUCACUCAAUGACCGCUCGCACACAGGUCGCAGCCGAGCUAUUUAUCCUGUUUCUCUGGGCGGUGCUGGUCAGUUAUCCUCCAGAAAAGUAAGGAUGGCGUAGUGGUGCCAUGAUUGGAAAGUAAUUGCCUAUGCAGUUUUUUUUUUAGCAUGGCAAAGAGUUGUUGGCUGUUCAGCAUGUUGACAAUUUUUUUGGCCGCCUCUGGUCCCGUCGGUCUCCACGACUUAGUGUGACAGGAAAAUGAUGCGUCUCAUCUUUUGGUCGUCGUUUAUUUGCAAACGUUUUGAUGUUUACAGGAAACGAAAAGAAACAAGAACUGAAAUUGAAAAAAUCAAUUUUUUUCAAUCAUCUUGUGUGACUGUACUUCUACUUUUCUGUGUGAUAUUAGUUUCGCGUUUCUCGACAUGAUGGCGACAGAGGACAGCAGUGCUGCUGGGGGCCGAUCCGAAGGGAGGAAGCACGAGAAAACGUCGUACGAAGGAAGUCCAAUAACAGAUCCGCAAGGUCAUGAAAUGAUCGUGAAUUUGCAAAUCCAGGAACCACAACCAGCUGCCACGGACGCUUAUGAAGAACAGCAGAAGUAUCGCACUAGCGUAUAAAAACGCAUGACAAAUUUUCUCAGCAUGAGGAAUGGAAUUUGUAAAUGCGGAUUUACCUCUUACAAAAGAGAUUUGUAAUGCGUGACGACUGCAAUUAGUUUUAGUAUGAGCGCGAUGCUUUUUCAGUGGAUAACGCUGUUGACCAGAUUUUUCUCCCGACGAACAUGUGGUCGGUAAUCGCGGAAGCGGUGAGGAUAUCCAAAUGUGUUUGGGUCUGGAAAAGUAGAGCUUGUAUUGCGUAUCUAGCAUUCCUGAAAAAUUUGUGUUGCAUAGCCAGCAGAAGUUUUUUUUGGCCUUUUUGUCAUGUAAGGACGCAGGAGUUUGUCAUGCGUGCUACGCAUGAUCACACGGCGUCAAAUAAACUUGUCAAGCUUGGCUGCCCUUGAAAACACCAGGCUCAUCCAUGCUUUAGCAUCACAAGUUUCCAGACCCAGACAUAUUUGGAUUUGAUGGAGGAGAACGUGGUCAGGACUCCAUUACGACUACGUCGCCAGCUAUCGUAUAGAAGAAACUGUUUCAUUGAUGGAAACUUGUGAUGUAUAGAGUGUAUCAACACAGAACAAGCAUUUUUCUUGCUACAUACGCAUGCAAGACAGUGGAUAUCAUUUAGGCGUGCUUCCCUUCAGGAAAAUGAAUCUCGCAUGGCAAGUUUUCUAUCUCGUGUGUGACGAUCGAACUUGUGAUGCAAAACUCGCAGAAUGAUCCGUACAGAGAUUGCAGUUUUUUCAUGCGAUAGCAGCGAGGCAAGCGGCGUUGCUUGUUCCGGCUCUACUGCGCUAGAAAGGACGUUGCUGAAUAAAACCUAG
Amoebophrya sp. A120 is the source of this 1778-nucleotide messenger RNA. NCBI's taxonomy places the organism in Eukaryota, Dinophyceae, Syndiniales, Amoebophryaceae. The record is from the annotation of a GenBank genome assembly.